AGUUUCUUGAACUACUGCUCCCAGGACUCCUGGACGUUUCCAGGUUACUUUGCAAAGGCAUGGCGGGGAGAGUGUGAAUAUCGGCAAAGGCGGUAGCCGGAGCGUUUUAAUUCCGGUGCAAAGAGGGCAGAAGAGAAGGGAAGGUAAACAUCAACUUCUCUGCGGAGACUUUCCUUUCAUAUAAACUACAGGAGCUGACAUUCUUCCUGAACACGACGUGGAAGAUCACUUUUACUUAAGUAAAAGGCCGGUCGGUUGUUUAGUGGCUUCUGAAGUUUUGCAAACUGUGGUUACCGUUUUUCCCAAGCGGAGCAGCUCUCUGUGAACAUGAUCUGCACUUUUCUACGCGCCGUACAGUAUACGGAGAGGCUGCACAGGUCCUCGGGGAAACGACUGUUUUUGCCACACUCUGUGCUUCAGAAAGCUGGCUUCAAGACGGAGCCCAGUUUGAGAUGGGGGCUGCUAGAGCAGAGGAAACCUGUGCGACUUAGAUGGAUCCUUGGAAUGACCCAGAAAACCCUCUGGACGCAGGGCCGGAGCCCCCGGAGGGCGCAGGAGGACAGCAGCAAACAAGUGUCUGUGCACAGAAGUCAGAGCGAGGGAACCGCAAUCUCAACGGCACAGAGAGUGAAAGAAGCUGGAAAAGAUUUCACCUAUUUAAUGGUGGUGCUUAUUGGAAUCAGCAUUACAGGUGGCUUGUUUUACGUGAUUUUCAAAGAACUCUUUUCUUCAUUCAGCCCUAAUAAGAUAUACGGGAAAGCCUUAGAAAAAUGCAGAUCACAUCCCGAGGUCAUAGGUGUUUUUGGUGAACCUAUCAAGGGCUACGGGGAGAUGACAAGACGGGGUAGAAGGCAGCACGUCAGUUUUAUUGAAUAUGUAAAAGAUGGGCUGAAGCACAUACGCCUGAAAUUCUACAUUGAGGGCUCAGAGCCAGGGAAGCAAGGAACUGUACACCUGGAAGUGAAAGAGAACCCAGAAAGUGGCGAAUGUGAAUUUCGAUAUGUAUUUGUAGACGUCGAGUCUUAUCCUAGAAGAACUAUUAUCGUUGAAGAUAAUCGAUCCUCAGAUAAUUAAAAGAAUCAAACAAGCAUGAUGGUUACUGGUGAAUGUGUAGUGGCACCAAGUCACAGCUCUGACUCUUCACAGCUUUCGUUCAGAAUCUGUUUGAGUAGGAUAGGAAAGAGUGUAUCUAUCCUAAAGGCAAAUGAAACGGCAUAUUUGUUGCAUAUGAUAGACUAAAUUGAAGGUUUUCUCAUAGAGUAAAAAACCACAAACUAGAACAUAUUUUAUGUUACCUUAUCAGUUGCCAGGCAUGGGCAGUAUUUCUGCUCUACUUACCAUCAUCUUUCAUAAUAAGAAAUUUUUGUUAUUGAAAAUUGUAUACCAUGUAAAUAAAUAAAAUGGAUUUCAGUAUUUUA
Messenger RNA from Choloepus didactylus (southern two-toed sloth), 1418 nucleotides. RefSeq names its product translocase of inner mitochondrial membrane 21 (gene TIMM21). Bases 328 to 1074 code for a protein of 248 amino acids. Gene Ontology annotation, cellular component: TIM23 mitochondrial import inner membrane translocase complex. Gene Ontology annotation, biological process: protein import into mitochondrial matrix. Lineage: Eukaryota; Metazoa; Chordata; Mammalia; Pilosa; Megalonychidae. The record is from RefSeq and is a predicted model, not a curated record. The transcript has 6 exons.